CUCAUUUUAUUUUUGGAGAGCCUCGUGUCAUUCAUGAGUUCUAAAGUUGAACAGACUCACAAAUUUUUUUUUAUAGCUCAGGUGCAAGGGCUCAGUCAAACACGUUGUUACUCAUAAACCCUAGCUCUACAGGCGACGUUUACGUUCAGCGACAAUUAAAACACCGACACACACGUAGAUCUCGAAACAAUUUUCAAUCGAAUAUCAAUUUCAAUCCCUUUUCGUGUUUUGAUUUGAUAAAUUAAUUAAAGCCUCGUAGAAUUUCAGUAACAGUCGUACCACAGUCUUCAAUUCAUCGGAUUACUCAUCGUUUCGAUAUACUUUUGUUUGCCACCUUCGAAUUCAUCUCCUCAAUGGAGGACGCGUACGCCAGAUCCAUCAGAGAGGUUCUGGAAUUCUUCAAUGUGGAACCAACGAAAGGUCUUACAGAUUUCCAGGUUGCAGAACAUUCAAGAAUUUACGGUAAAAACGCUCUGCCUCAAGAGGGAAGCACUCCCUUUUGGAAAUUGGUGCUGAAGCAAUUCGAUGAUUUGCUGGUUAAGAUAUUGAUUGCAGCUGCCAUUGUUUCUUUUCUUUUGGCUUUGGUUAAUGGAGAGACAGGCUUAACAGCAUUUUUGGAGCCUUCUGUUAUCCUAAUGAUAUUGGCUGCAAAUGCAGCAGUAGGAGUAAUCACAGAAACAAAUGCUGAAAAGGCUCUUGAGGAACUCCGUGCUUACCAAGCUGAUGUUGCAACUGUCCUGCGAAAUGGUUGCUUCUCCAUAUUACCCGCAACAGAUCUUGUCCCAGGGGAUAUUGUAGAAGUUAGUGUGGGAUGCAAAAUUCCAGCAGAUAUGAGAAUGAUUGAGAUGUUGAGUGAUCAUUUACGUGUUGAUCAAGCAAUUCUCACAGGUGAGAGCUGUUCUGUAGAAAAAGAGCUUGAUGCCACCUUGGCAACAAAUGCAGUGUACCAAGACAAGACAAACAUCCUAUUUUCGGGAACAGUAGUUGUCGCUGGUAGGGCAAGAGCUGCUGUUGUUGGAGUUGGCUCUAACACUGCAAUGGGCAGUAUACGUGAUGCUAUGUUGAGAACGGAAGAUGAGGUGACACCCUUGAAGAAGAAGCUAGAUGAAUUUGGUACUUUCUUGGCCAAGGUUAUUGCUGGUAUUUGUGUAUUGGUAUGGAUUGUAAACAUUGGUCAUUUUCGUGAUCCUGCCCAUGGUGGCUUCUUCCGGGGCGCAAUUCAUUACUUUAAGAUUGCAGUUGCUCUUGCAGUUGCAGCAAUUCCUGAAGGUCUUCCUGCUGUUGUUACAACGUGUUUGGCUCUUGGAACAAAACGAAUGGCUCGGUUAAAUGCUAUUGUUAGGUCUUUGCCAUCUGUAGAGACUUUGGGAUGCACAACAGUAAUUUGCAGUGAUAAGACUGGCACUCUGACUACCAAUAUGAUGUCUGCCUCAAAGAUAUGUGUGCUUCAGUCUGUAAACCAUGGUCCUAUUGCUACUGAAUACAGUGUCAGUGGAUCUACAUAUGCACCAGAAGGCUUUAUUUUUGACACAAGUGGAAUGCAGCUUGAGUUUCCAGCUCAAUUGUCUUGUCUUCUCCAUAUAGCAAUGUGUUCAGCGCUUUGCAACGAAUCUGUUAUACAAUACAAUCCAGAGAAGGGGAAUUAUGAAAAAAUUGGGGAGUCAACUGAAGUAGCCCUUCGUGUACUGGCAGAAAAGGUUGGAAUUCCUGGUUUUGAUUCUAUGCCAUCAGCUCUGAAUAUGCUGAGCAAGCAUGAACGAGCAUCUUACUGUAAUCGUUAUUGGGAGAAUCAAUUCAGAAAGGUCUCUCUUUUGGAAUUUUCUCGUGAUCGCAAAAUGAUGAGUGUUCUUUGCAGCCAAAAGCAGAUGGAGAUUAUGUUCUCUAAAGGUGCCCCAGAGAGUAUAAUUUCUAGAUGCACUAAUAUUUUGUGCAAUGACGAUGGUUCCACUGUUCCGCUGACAGCUAAUAUCCGAGCAGAGUUGGAGUCGAGAUUCCACAGUCUUGCAGGAAAUGAAACUUUAAGAUGUCUAGCUCUAGCCUUGAAAAGGAUGCCCGUGGGUCAACAAUCUUUGUCUAUUGAUGAUGAAAAAGACCUUACAUUUAUUGGGUUGGUUGGAAUGCUUGAUCCACCUAGAGAGGAAGUAAAAAAUGCUAUACUUUCAUGCAUUACUGCUGGCAUACGUGUUAUAGUAGUCACAGGAGAUAAUAAGGCCACUGCAGAAUCCCUAUGUCGAAAGAUAGGUGCUUUUGAUCACUUGGAAAAUUUUGUUGGACACUCUUACACUGCAUCUGAGUUUGAAGAACUUCCAGCAAUGCAGCAAACGGUGGCAUUGCAACGCAUGACACUCUUCACCAGGGUUGAACCAUCUCACAAAAGGAUGCUGGUGGAAGCAUUACAGCACCAAAAUGAAGUGGUUGCAAUGACUGGUGAUGGAGUCAAUGAUGCACCUGCACUAAAGAAAGCUGAUAUUGGAAUUGCCAUGGGAUCAGGAACAGCAGUUGCCAAGAGUGCGUCAGACAUGGUUUUGGCUGAUGAUAAUUUUGCUACAAUUGUUGCGGCUGUUGCAGAGGGGAGAGCUAUAUACAAUAACACGAAGCAGUUCAUCAGAUACAUGAUAUCUUCAAACAUUGGUGAAGUAGUUUGUAUUUUUGUGGCAGCUGUACUUGGAAUACCCGAUACACUUGUACCUGUCCAGUUGCUCUGGGUAAAUUUGGUUACUGACGGAUUGCCUGCCACUGCUAUUGGUUUUAACAAGCAAGACUCAGAUGUGAUGAAGGCGAAACCUCGCAAAGUUAAUGAAGCAGUUGUCACUGGGUGGCUCUUCUUUCGUUAUUUAGUUAUUGGAGCUUAUGUUGGACUUGCAACUAUUGCGGGGUUCAUAUGGUGGUUUAUUUACUCUGAUAGUGGGCCUAAAAUACCAUACAGUGAAUUGAUGAAUUUUGACAGUUGUUCAACACGGGAAACUACUUAUCCAUGUAGUGUAUUCAACGACCGGCAUCCAUCAACUGUGUCAAUGACAGUGCUUGUUGUAGUAGAGAUGUUCAAUGCCUUGAAUAAUCUCAGUGAAAAUCAAUCCCUUCUUGCCAUCCCUCCCUGGAGUAAUUUGUGGCUUGUUGCUUCAAUCAUUCUGACUAUGUUUCUUCACAUACUUAUUUUGUAUGUGCAACCACUCUCCAUUCUUUUCUCUGUGACACCAUUAUCUUGGGCUGAGUGGACUGUUGUCCUUUAUCUUUCAUUUCCUGUAAUAAUAAUUGAUGAAAUACUGAAGUUCUUUUCAAGGAGUUCUAGUGGUUUAAGAUUCAAUUUUAGAUUCAGAAGAGCUGAUUUACUUCCUAAGAGGGAAUUGCGCGAUAAGUGACAAGGGAGACUUGUGUGAACUAAAUAUUUCAUUGGCAAUGGUUUCUUCCAAAGGAGAAUGGGUCAUGCUUGUGGCCUUUUGUUAUUGAAAUGGAUUACGAAGCACCAGUUGGUGAUCCUGCCUUUCUCUUCUGCUUUCUGCGUUGCAAAUGCCGAAGAAGUUUUCCUGUACAAGUUCUGACUAUCCUAAUCUGCCGGCAUUUUAUCCAAACUUGUCUGUCGAGGUGCUAAUUUAAUGUUGUAACAAAUAGAAAUGAUGAAGCCCUGUUGAUUAGGGAUUUUAUACAAAAAAUCUGUUAUCUUUGACCACAAGUUUAUAGAAAAUUGAAGUGUUUGGCUGCAAAGACAUCUGUGCUCGGCUCACAUACUAUUCAUCUACAAAAAACUAAUUGAUUUGUUGGAAUUAUUGAGAGCACUCGCACUUUUAAUUAUCCGGAGAAUGUUGUUUUUGUAAUUAUACUGAGGUUAUUUCAAUCUAAACAUGUUUGGUUUUGUGCUCCUCA
Molecule: messenger RNA, 3861 nt
Organism: Cornus florida
Lineage: Eukaryota; Viridiplantae; Streptophyta; Magnoliopsida; Cornales; Cornaceae
Product: calcium-transporting ATPase 3, endoplasmic reticulum-type
Exons: 34
Coding region: 354-3359 (1001 amino acids)
Biological process (GO): intracellular calcium ion homeostasis; calcium ion transmembrane transport
Cellular component (GO): membrane
Molecular function (GO): ATP binding; ATP hydrolysis activity; P-type calcium transporter activity
Source: RefSeq, a predicted model, not a curated record